AAAGCCAAGCAGCCAAUGCAUCGUCAAGUGACACCCUGUAUCCCACACACACCCCAUCUUCAUAGCGAGAUAAUCGACUUGCACAACCUUUCAUUUCUUUCUGCAUUCUUCCAGAAAUAGACAAGCGGUUUUACGAAGGAUCCAUUUCUCAGACAUCUGCUAGCCCUGUACCAUCCUUAUGGAUUCUGGUGAGAGUGAUCUUGAUUCAAGUUUUCCUCAGACAGAGAACCCCUGCCUUAUAGUAGAGGACUCGCAGCCUGACAGUGUUGCUCUGGAGGACGACCCCGACACCAGCUACUCUGCUCUUUUGGCCCGUCGUCUCUCUAACCUGCAGCCUACAUCUCACAGCCCAGUGUUGGAGUUGAUUUCUUCGCCUAGUAAAAGUCAUUUGCAGUCCGAAAGUCAGACGGAUAAGAGUGACGGUGCUGCCCACUUAGACAAUUCUCAAUCCAACUUGGGUUCAGCAGCAAGAGAGCAUAGUCAAGUUUUUGAAGUUUGCUGUCUUCCGAAAUCGAAACGAGAUACUAAAGAGCACAUGGAAUCUGAGGAUAUUACCACCACCACACACUGCACAGAGACACAUGAAGAGAUGUCUCAAUUUGGUUUGUUGGAGCUGUCAGAGAGUCAGGGUGUCCACGAUGAAGAAGACCAGCUGGAUGGAGCUCCUGCCAAUCAAAGAGAGAGUCCGAAACCAGCCAGCCAAUGUGGCUUGAAGAGUUCAGAAAGGACGUCAGCCGGUCAGGAUGAAGGUUCUAGAGGGUCAGAGGUCAGCUCAAGCAGCUCUUCAGGGCCUCAGGAUGGGGAAAGCAGAAAGCUUAGUGUUCAGGCUAUACUGCACUCUCAAGUGUCUGACAGUCAGGAGAAUGAAGAUGAUGACCUCAUUUCCUCUCAAGAUGACAUGUUUGAAAAAGAGAGAAAUGGCACCAAGGCAGACAGCAGUGCCAUGCCAACAUCCACGCCUGCACAUAGCCUACGUUUGCUUCAUCUGUCUGGCCAGGGUACACUUGUGCAAGAGAGUCUUUCACAGCAGUCUGUUGACUUUGUGGCAGCCACUCAGGACAAUUUGAGCCAAACCCCUUUUAUUGUCCCAAGUUCACCAACAGAAAAAGAGCAGAAUUUUAAUGAAGCUGCCGGAUCCCCAAUGGACACAUCAGGCCCCCUCGAGGACCAGCCACAAAAGAGAGAGGAAGAGCCGAUGGACAUGGACCCCUGCCCCAAACCGCAGCCCACAGCCUCCACACCAGUGUCCCAAAAUUCCCCUGGAUUUGUUCUGGAAAAAAGCCUCUCUGUGCCCAGCCAGCCUGAAUUCUCACACGAUGUGUUUAUUUCCACGCCGAGCCUUGAACCUGGGAAUAACAGUCCAGGAACGGAGUCUUUAAAGAAGAAGUUGCUUCAAAAGAAGGACAGCCAAUCAGAAUCACCAAAGCAGACUGGAGCACCGGAGAAUGUAAACAGGUCUUCAAGCAGCUCUUUACAGCCCUCUGAGGUGCCCGAGUGCUUUCAGCUUGAGCUCAGUACUGAAAACAAUCAUUCCCAAAAGACUCAGGCGUUCAUUGUUGAGGAGGAUAGCCAAGCCACACAGAUUGUGGAAGAGGAGGAUGUCGACAAGAGUAAUUCUGCCCUUCAAAAUCCAAGCAAAAAUGGUAUGGACCCUCAGCCAGAUAAACCUUCUCAGAACUCACAAAAUAAGGUGCAUGAUUCAAAUAGUACAAGUGCUGUACAUGAAAAAGUGGAAGGCUGUAGCUCUCAAAAGUUUUUACAGUCUGGUAAUAUAGGAAACCCGGACAUAAGGUCUUCAACUGGUCCCGUUCAAUCCCAGCUGUCCGUCACUGCAGAUUGUGUUUCAGACACUCCUUCUUUACCGCAGAAAAGCAAAACCCCAGAUCUGACAGCCGCCAGUUCGGCUCAAACCUCAGUAUCAGCUAAUAAACCUGUAAGCUGCAGUCCUGUACCAGAACCUUCACAAACGUCUCAAUCUCUAUCUGUCCUGAAUGUUUUCUCUCAAAAGAACACUGAGAAUAAAAAACAACACAUUAGUCAGAGCCAGAGGCCCAGUCAGCCAAUGACACACAGCCACAGUGUUAUUACAGACAGCGUUAAAAAUACUAUAGAUGACGAGCGAAUGGAUGAAAGCGAGAUCCAGAGCACCGUUAAAGGUGUGGAUAUCAGACUCAACUUGGCAUUGUCUCAGAGCGAGGUGCUUUCUCCAGAACCCAUGGAGGAGGAUGAGAACACAAAGCAAGAAAAGGAGAUACCCGUACCUAGCACCGAUCUUCAUUCCUCUAGCAAAGAGGAUAGCUUUAGUGUCAUGGUGCUAGAAGAGAGCCAGAGGGUCUCUCAGGAGAAAGUAAAGAGGUCCCAGCCAUUCCUAAGCUUCUCUCAACCUGUGGGCGGCUCUGUGCAGGAUAAAAUGAAGCCUGCAGCCAAGAUCUCAGGGUCCCAGCCGCUGAGAUCAACUGAGGUUUCACCUUUACAACUCGAGAGAACUAAGUCACAGAGCACAAAGGCCAGUGAUGCAGGACAGAGCAAAGACCUGGAGAGAAUGAACUCGGACAAUGCUGCCAACAAAAGUCUGAGCGACAGCUCUGGAGAGCUUCCCUUUCACUUCACUCUGCCCAAAGAGGGCGAGUUGAUCCGCCCAGCAGUAAGUGCAACACCUCCUCAAAUUAGUCAGCUCAAAAAGACACCAAGGCACAGCACUCCUAUUGAGAUGACCUCAUUCUCAGAGCCGUCGGAGGGCGACGUUACCAGAGAGACAACAAUGGCAGCUAGUGAGAUUUCGGUAGAGGAGAGCAGAGAGGGCAAGGAGCCAGCUGUGACGGAGGGAGAUGGAAAACUGAGUCUGAGGAUGAAACUGGUGACCCCAGUAGAGGAGGGCAGCUCGGGUUCAGAACACUUCAGUUUGCAGAAACCGCCAUUAACGGAUGAGGAAGGCUCUGUCUCCAAGGCUGCCACUGUUGCCAUGGCUGUAACCAGUUCGUCUGUCUUUAGUCGUGUACGAGAAGCCCACAGGCAGAUCCAGGUGGAGGAUGAUGUAGAGUCCAGUGGUCUUCCUAUCAGCAGGCAACCCAGCCAAACGCUCAACAGCCCUCCAAACACAAAUGACUCUGUACUGUCUCCCAACCUCCCGAGAGAGACAGCAGACAGAUCCUCUGACCGAGUCAAGGAAGCUGUACCCCAUCAAUCUCAGCAUCCUCACGGUACAGAUGCUAACUCUGAGCCUCUGAUCAGUGGCCUGUCCCCUUCUGCCAGAGAGCAAGAGGUCCUCAACACAUCUGACAGACCUUCACCACGCACACCUGUUCGUCAGAAAGCCGUAUCACAGCAAACCAGUGUGGACAUCCCCUCGACCACCAGUCCACCCAGUAAAAGAGCGGUGUCUCAGCAAACAAGUUUUGAUUUGCCUAGACCUCAUAACCUGUCUGCUAGGGGAGAACAAAGCACACCCACCAGAACCCAGCCAGGUCCAUCGAUGCGGCGACAUAUUCGCACCAUCCAGGAGGUCCGCACGACAGUUACUCGCAUCAUUACGGAUGUCUACUAUGAAGACGGCAGAGAGGUUGACCGCAAGGUGACCCAUGAGUCUGAGGAACCAACAGUGGACCGCUGUGUUGUGGAAAAUGACAUGUCCCCAAGCCGGACAGGAAGUUCAAUGACAUCUGGAGACCUGGCUGAUGUCAGUUCACUGUCUUCGAAAGCUCCGUCACACCACAGCUCAAUUGGCACCAGCAGUGGUGGCCUGGGGCCCAUCAGAAUGCCGGAUUUUAUCAUGCCACCUAGCCGAGGGAGCAAGUCUGGAAGCCCCAGGCGGGGUGGACGGCAGCAGCCGAGGACCAACAGCGUGGCGGUGGGGUUAGAGGUGACGGAUGCACGGGGGUCUCGGGUCAUCACCCAGCUAAGCCCCCGUGGCCGUGCCCGGCGAGGAAGGCCUCCUUCCCGCAGCCCGCUGUCCAGAGGUGGCAGGGUAGGGUUAGGAGAUGGUUCCCAUGGUCAGGUGGCAUCAUCGUCAGAGGAAGAGCCGUAUGUCCGAGCACCAGGCAGCCCAUUAGAGCCCAGCACUACAAGCCGCUCUGAUUCGCUCAACACCACCUCUCCUGACAACAGCACUGGGACCAGCAGUUUUGUGGGAUUGCGUGUGCUGGCCAAGUGGUCGUCCAACUCGUACUUUUAUUCUGGAACCAUCACGCGAGACCUGGGUGAGAACCGUUUCCGCCUUUUAUUCGAUGACAACCAGGAGUGUGAAGUACAGGGGAAGGACAUCCUGCUGUGUGAUCCCAUUCCCUUGGAGACAGAGGUCACAGCCUUGACAGAGGAAGAGUACUUCAAUAUAGGAGUAGUGAAGGGGCAUAAGAAUCAAGGCUCCGAGUUUGUGUACUGCGUGGAGAAAGAUGGUCAGAGCAUGUGGUACAACAGAACAUCUGUGAUCCUCAGCAUGGAACAAGGCAGUCGCCUGAGGGAACAGUACGGACUCGGACCCUACGAACCUUCUACACCAAAUAACAUGGCUUCUGAUAUUAGCCUAGAUAACCUGGUGGAAGGUAAACGGAGACGAAGAGGAAACCCCAGUGGACCGACGACCCCUACACGCAGCUCAACCAACAACCCGAGAACCCCAGGAAAACGAAAGCUGAUGAGCGGAACGGAGGACGAAAAGACACCUCCAAAGAGAGGACGCAGGGGGGGCGGGGCAAGAUUUGGGCAAAGGACAGCUGCUUGUAACACAUCUGGAAGCGGUGUCGAUUUACCGUCUGACCCUAAUGACCUGGUGGCAACGCACGGACCUGUCCCUGAAAACUCCUCUCUGUUCAUGGGGUUCGUCUUUAUGCUAACAGCAUCCUCUGAAAGCGACAGAGACUCCAACCAUCAGAACAGCGAUGAGGAUGAAGAAUACGUGCAGAGAACUCCAUACAACAAAGAAUAUACGGUGAGACAGCUGGAGGCCGGAGGAGGAAUGAUCCUGCUCGACUUUAACGAAGAACAGUGUAAAGCAGCCUAUCAGAGCUUGCUGAUUGCCGACCAGCACUGCCGUACCAGGAAGUACCUGCUGUGUGUGGCAGGUGGAGUUCCCUGUGUAUCUCAGAUGUGGGUAAGAGAUUGCUGCCAGGAGAAGAAACUGCUCAACUACAGGAAUUACCUACUGCCUGCUGGUCUGGGACCAGAUGGAGGCAUUGUGGAGUGGCAUCCUCGCUGUAACCCCUUUAAAGCCCUAAAGGUGCUGCUGCUAUCAGAGGAUCGUGUGGAUUUGUGGACCUCUUUGCUUUUUAUGGGUGGUGCAGAAAAAGUUCAUCAUCAUAAAGAAAAAGAAGACAUUUCUGACAUUCCUGCUGUCAAGUUUGACCUGGCCAUGGCUUCAUCCGCGUGUCAAUCUGAGGCAGUGAAAGCCGUGACCCCGGACCUGCCUGUCGUCUCUCUGGAGUGGCUCAUUCAGAGCUUGACUUGUGGAAAGUGCCUCAGCUAUGACAGCAAUUCUGAAUUCUGUCAUAACCGGUCUACAUAAAACAUGCUCUGACAUUUUAACCUGUCUUUUAAAUGUCUUUGUGUUUUUAGUGCAUGCAGUUUACUGUAUAUAGUUUUUACAAAAUAAAAAAUAAUGUGAUUGUUUCAUAUAAA
Molecule: messenger RNA, 5610 nt
Organism: Misgurnus anguillicaudatus (oriental weatherfish)
Lineage: Eukaryota; Metazoa; Chordata; Actinopteri; Cypriniformes; Cobitidae
Source: RefSeq, a predicted model, not a curated record